AUGGAACACCUCCAAGAGCUUGUCAAUUACGUCGACUUUGACAAGCAGAGCUUGCUCGUCUCAGCCGGCUCAAUCCUGUUCAAUCCAUUAUUCUGGAACAUCGUUGCUCGCCAAGAGUACCGCAACAAGGUCUUGACAAAGCUCUUUGGCGGGAACUCGCAAAAUGCCUGCUAUGCCCUCGCCGCAACCAUCUUCUCUCUUGGUCUCCUCCGUGACUGGCUCUACAAGACGGCCAUCUUGGAGCAGCCCUCGCACCCGCUCCUCGAAUCCGUGUACUCGCAGGCCGCGGCCUACACGCUGCUCGCCUGCGGAAACAUCCUGGUCGUCACGUCCACAUGGGCCCUGGGUAUCACGGGCACUUUCCUAGGUGACUAUUUCGGGAUCUUGAUGGAUGAAAUGGUGACAGGCUUCCCAUUCAACGUUUGUGGUGCGCCAAUGUACUGGGGUUCCUCCAUGAACUUCCUCGGCUCUGCUCUCCUCUUCGCCAAGCCCGCCGGGAUCCUUUUGACCGUUGAAGUCGUGCUGGUUUACAUCGUCGCUCUGAGAUAUGAAGAUCCCUUCACUGCCGGAAUCUAUGCCAAGCGGGAACGUGAGAGAGCCGCCAAGAAGCAGAAGUGA
Molecule: messenger RNA, 618 nt
Organism: Clonostachys rhizophaga
Lineage: Eukaryota; Fungi; Ascomycota; Sordariomycetes; Hypocreales; Bionectriaceae
Source: the annotation of a GenBank genome assembly